AUGCAGAGACCACCUCCUGAAGAUUUCUCCUUGAAGGAGACUAAACCUCAUCUCGGCGGAGGCAGAGUCACCGGAGACAAGCUCACAACCACUUAUGACCUCGUCGAGCAAAUGCAAUACCUCUACGUCCGUGUCGUCAAGGCCAAAGAUUUACCCGGUAAAGACUUAACCGGUAGCUGCGAUCCAUACGUUGAAGUCAAGCUCGGCAACUACAAAGGUACCACUAGACAUUUCGAGAAGAAAUCGAACCCUGAGUGGAACCAAGUCUUCGCCUUUUCCAAAGAUAGGCUCCAAGCUUCUUUCCUUGAAGCUACUGUGAAAGAUAAAGACUUUGUGAAAGAUGAUUUGAUUGGUCGCGUUGUGUUUGAUUUGAACGAGAUUCCUAAGAGAGUGCCUCCUGAUAGUCCUCUAGCUCCUCAGUGGUAUAGGUUAGAAGAUAGGAAAGGAGAGAAAGUGAAAGGAGAGCUUAUGUUAGCCGUAUGGUUCGGUACUCAAGCUGAUGAAGCUUUCCCUGAAGCUUGGCAUUCGGAUGCUGCAACAGUGAGUGGAACCGAUGCUUUAGCCAACAUCAGAUCUAAGGUCUAUCUCUCUCCUAAGCUUUGGUACCUUAGGGUUAAUGUGAUUGAAGCUCAGGACUUGGUACCUAGCGACAAAGGAAGGUAUCCUGAAGUCUAUGUGAAGGUGAUAAUGGGGACUCAGGCUUUGAGGACUAGAGUGUCACAGAGCAGGAGCAUUAACCCAAUGUGGAAUGAGGAUUUGAUGUUUGUUGUGGCUGAGCCGUUUGAGGAGCCGUUGAUUCUAAGCGUGGAGGACAGAGUUGCUCCGAACAAAGAUGAAGUCUUGGGGAGAUGUGCCGUUCCGUUGCAGUAUCUUGACAGGAGGUUUGAUUUCAAGCCGGUGAACAGCAGGUGGUUUAACCUCGAGAAGCAUGUUAUACUUGAAGGAGGAGAGAAGAAAGAGAUCAAAUUCGCCAGCAAGAUCCACAUGAGGAUCUGCUUGGAAGGUGGUUACCAUGUGCUUGACGAGUCUACGCAUUACAGCAGCGAUCUUCGUCCGACUGCUAAGCAGCUUUGGAAGCCGAACAUCGGUGUGCUUGAGCUAGGGAUCUUGAAUGCGACUGGCUUAAUGCCUAUGAAGGCUAAAGAAGGUGGUAGAGGAGCGACUGAUGCGUACUGUGUGGCCAAGUAUGGACAGAAAUGGAUUAGAACUCGGACGAUCAUUGAUAGCUUUACUCCGAGGUGGAACGAGCAGUACACUUGGGAGGUUUUUGAUCCGUGUACUGUUGUCACCGUUGGUGUGUUUGAUAACUGCCAUCUCCACGGUGGUGACAAGAACGGCGGACCAGGAGGAGGGAAAGAUUCAAGAAUUGGGAAAGUGAGGAUAAGGCUCUCUACUCUCGAGACUGAUCGAGUCUACACACAUUCGUAUCCUCUCUUGGUGCUGCAUCCUAACGGAGUCAAGAAAAUGGGGGAGAUUCACUUAGCUGUGAGGUUCACUUGCUCCUCGCUGCUCAACAUGAUGUACAUGUACUCUCUCCCGCUCUUGCCGAAGAUGCAUUACCUCCACCCUCUCACGGUUAGCCAGCUGGACAACUUGAGGCACCAGGCGACUCAGAUCGUGUCAACGAGGCUGACACGAGCGGAGCCUCCACUGAGGAAAGAAGUCGUCGAGUAUAUGCUCGAUGUUGGGUCUCACAUGUGGAGCAUGCGUAGAAGCAAGGCGAAUUUCUUCAGGAUAAUGGGAGUGUUAAGCGGAGUGAUCGCUGUAGGGAAGUGGUUUGAGCAGAUCUGCGUGUGGAAGAAUCCGAUCACAACGGUUUUGAUCCAUAUUCUCUUCAUCAUCCUCGUUGUUUACCCUGAGCUUAUCUUGCCUACUGUCUUCCUCUACCUCUUCUUGAUUGGAGUUUGGUACUACCGCUGGAGGCCGAGGCAUCCUCCUCACAUGGACACGCGUCUCUCGCACGCUGACUCAGCGCAUCCUGAUGAGCUGGACGAGGAGUUUGACACUUUCCCUACCUCCAGACCAGCGGACAUUGUCAGGAUGAGGUAUGACAGGCUCAGGAGUAUUGCAGGGAGGAUUCAGACGGUUGUUGGCGAUCUUGCAACUCAGGGGGAGAGGUUUCAGUCGCUGCUGAGCUGGCGUGACCCGAGAGCCACUGCGCUCUUCGUCUUGUUCUGUCUGAUAGCUGCUGUGAUUCUGUAUGUGACUCCGUUUCAGUUUGUGGCUCUUGCCAUUGGAUUGUAUGUGCUUAGACAUCCGAAGCUCAGAUACAAGCUCCCAUCUGUUCCGCUUAACUUCUUCAGGAGGCUUCCUGCAAGGACUGAUUGCAUGCUCUGA
Messenger RNA from Microthlaspi erraticum, 2337 nucleotides. The record is from the annotation of a GenBank genome assembly. NCBI's taxonomy places the organism in Eukaryota, Viridiplantae, Streptophyta, Magnoliopsida, Brassicales, Brassicaceae.